AAUGCGCACUCAUAAUCACAUUCUUUUACAUGUAAUGUUUGUGUUGAACAUAAUUGGGAUAUGUUUUUAAGGUUCAUUGUUGAAUUAUCCCAUGAAUGGAAAUUGGAUUUAUUAAAUGUCCGUGUUAAUACGUAUGCGUAUUAGUCAGCUACUCUAUCGUUAAGUGUUAUGUUCAAACUGGAACGCUGAAAUAACAUCAUCUGCCUAUUAUUUAUAUCGAUGACUUUCAUUUCUGGAAAGCCCUGUAUUUCAUUUGUUUUUGAAAAAUAUAAAUGCGUAUUUCUCAUGUUGUGAGAAAAGCAACACGCUGACUUGUGUUUGUUUGUGUGCUUUAACUCACAACACGAAGAAAAUUUGAGGAAGUGAUACAAAUUAGUGUUUUAUCCUUUAUUUAAAGGGAAUGUAUAAUAUUACUUCGGAUUACCAUGCCGUGGAAUUAAACACACUUCUGAAAGGAAUUGAAUAAGAAAACAAAUCUUAAGACAAAACAAAACUGCGACAUCAGCAAACCGACUGUUUCACGGAAUCGUCGGUGGUCUGUAACCAUGACAACCGAUCUUGCUUACAAGGUUGUGUUGCUAGGCGACCAGUAUGUGGGCAAAUCUUCUAUCAUGUUACGUCACGUUCACGGCAGAUUUACACCUAACUACGUACAGACGUACGGGACAGAAUUCGAUAAAUGGCGAACAAAUGUCGAUGGCGUUUCGGUGUUGCUGCGCAUUUACGACUCCAUGGGACAGGCAGACAUGCGGACGGUGGUGAGGAGUGUCUACAGGGACGCCCACGGGAUCCUUCUUGUGUUUGAUUUCUCCCGGAAGUCAACACUCGAUCAAGCGAAGGAAUGGCUGAAAAUGAUUGAGGAGACCUGUCCAGAGCGACCUGAAAUGAUUCUGGUCGGGAACAAGGCGGACCUCGACGAGAACCACGACUCAACGAACUUGAAGUCCGCGAAACAGACUGCGGAAUCUCUGGGACUGGAGUUGGUCACUGUGAGUGCCAAAACUGGGGAAAAUCUCGACCACGUCUUCUCUCUCAUCAGCCAAAAACUCGUCAAAAACACACCAAAAAGUCGAGGUAACAGCAUAUCGGCGAGCAUCAAACUAACUGGGAAAUCUAAGGGAGUUAAUAAUGAUUGCUGUUCUUAACCAAAUAAAGCGUUGCCUCCCUUUUGGAUGUAAUGUGUUGUGGGUUGUGAAAACAAUGUGUCAAGUCGGACAAUCUAAACGGACGCUUCUAUUUCACAGAAUAAACUUUGAAUCGAACAGCCGAUACCAAAGGUGCUGGGACAACACGGUUCAACGUUUAAUAAAGUAUUUUGUAGAGAAUUUUGAUAUAUUAACAGAAGGUAUUCUUCUAAAAAUGUAAUUAUGUGUUGCCGUUUGACUUUACAUAGUUUAUCUAUGCCUGCCGUGGAGUCUUGUUUACGUUUGUCAUGUAUUUUCCCACGACAAGAUGGAGUGUAGUUCUCUAGCGUAUUCCGCAUGCGCUGUUCCAAGUCAAUAUUGCAGAAAACUACGCAUAAAAUCACACCAUAUGAACCACGUUAUACCAAAAUUGUUUUUGAGGAGUUUCCCGCCAAAAAGACAUUACCACGUUUGGAUUAUGUAAUUCGGUGCCUGAGGGGGUGGAGCGCAUGACUCAGGUAUGCAACCUUCAACGGGAAAUGCUGUAACCAAAAGCCCUGUAGUUAGACUUCAAAUGAAGUCCUGCAAGACUGUCAUAAAACUGUAAUUAUGGUUUGUGGCAUGACUUUGCGAUACUGUGAUGAUAUUGUUAUAUUAUUCUUAAAAUAAUCCCUCUACUUCAAUAUAAAACCCAUUUUCUCAUAAUGUUUUCAUUCAAUCAUAUUUUAAAAAGAUUAUUAUACGCUUUUAUCCCUCCAUUGUAAUAAGUUACAACCUUCUUGUAACCUAUGCAAAUAUGCCCCAUUUUGUAUAUAAAAGCGAGUUUUCAGUGAAGACUUCAGGCUUUAUUAGCUUAUUAUAUCAAGGGCUAUUCUGAAUGUUUACUCGGCCCUUUGAUAAUAAGCCAGGCCAUUAUCUACUUGUUAAUACUCUUCGUUAUAAAUACUUUUUCCCGAUUUCAACUGAAUAAAUAUCAUCAAAAAGUUGUAAACUAUCUGUGAAUGAUUCAUUUUAGUGAUUUCCAUUUGUAAAUAAUAGUUUUAACACUUCAAAAUAUUUGGUAUGUUUAUUUGACCAGUUGCCAGAAGUACUUCACAACAUUUCGUGUAUUAUUUCUCCUACUGCUGGACGUAGAAUUGUGUGAACUUUUAGAAAAUACCACGAGUUUAUCCAAAUAGUACAGGUAUUUGUAAAUAUUGAGAGGAAAAUGAGAAGCGGACACGUCCGAUAUAAAUGUAAGUAAAAGUCGAGACGGUGGAGAAAUUGCCGCCGCGGGGAUUAAACCAGGGUCGCAGAAAUAUAUAUCAAAUACGUUACGUAGCAACGAAGACAUUUUGUUAUUGCGAUUUGCCCUGAAAAGCAUGUUGCGAAACCAGGGUUCCCUCUGGAUUUUGAAAAAGUUGUCGCCACUUGUUCGCCGGGUGAUUAGGGGUCCGCGUAAGGAUACCCUGACCCUAACCCAAACAAAUGUGAUGUCGUUAUUUUUUUUAUUUAUAUUUAUAAAAUGUUUUACAAUUCCUUGUUCAAAAGAUUUGAUGUAUUUGUUAAUUCGAUAAAUAUAUGUAUGUAAUUUGACGAGAAUCUUUUUAUACAUGUUUACGACAAUAAAAUAUUCUG
Messenger RNA from Mya arenaria, 2741 nucleotides. RefSeq lists its product as uncharacterized. The record is from RefSeq and is a predicted model, not a curated record. Bases 546 to 1145 code for a protein of 199 amino acids. Lineage: Eukaryota; Metazoa; Mollusca; Bivalvia; Myida; Myidae. Gene Ontology annotation, molecular function: GTP binding; GTPase activity. The transcript has 8 exons.